Molecule: messenger RNA, 4373 nt
Organism: Erythranthe guttata (spotted monkey flower)
Lineage: Eukaryota; Viridiplantae; Streptophyta; Magnoliopsida; Lamiales; Phrymaceae
Source: RefSeq, a predicted model, not a curated record
UGGCCGUUUCUUAGAACAUGCUCGCACUUGCAUCAUUGCAUUGUUUGCCGUUUUAUGAACGCAGAGUUUGUGAAUUAGGGUUAAUUUGGACACUCUGUAUCACGUUUACAUUGUUGUAGAGCAGCACUCUCAUCUAUGUUUGUUCUGCAUACAUUUAAUUUAAACAUAUGUGUACGAAUUAAUUUUAAUUAUCACUCUGUUUUUCUUCGAUUUUUUAAUUGAACAUUUUAAAAGCAGAAUUUGUGAAUUGCGGUUAAUUUAGGUUGUAGAAUGGAAAAAUUGAUUGUAUGAAUUUGUUGAACAGCCGCCGGCGUUCCCUAAGGAAACACCAGAAACCAUAAAGGAGUAUAUCAAGGAUAAAUAUUUAGUUCCGAGGUUGGACGAAGAUGUUUUUUCUCCGCAAAAUGCUGGCAGACAGUGGGAAUUCGACUGGUUUGACAGAGCUAAAAUUCAGCUGGAGCCAUCAAUGCCACGGUCUGUGGUUGCUCCAUCUUGGGAAAUGCCUUCGAGGCGGAAAGAGUGCGAAUCAGAGCUGAAAAGGUGGGAGCCUGAAUCGUUAGAGGUGGAUGUAUCAGAAAUGGCAACUGGACCUGAGGAUUCUGGUGCUUUGCCACGGAUUACUGGACCUGCAAAGGAUUUUGUGAGAGGAAGUAUCAACAGCCGCCCUUUUCGCCCAGGUGGACUGGGAAAUGCUGAUUCAUCCUCAAAGAUUCUUCCUGACGGUGCUUGCAAUGGUGAAUGGGCCCGUCAGCUUCUGCGUGGUGGUCCUCCACUGACCCUUCCCCCAGGCUUUAAGAAAGGAAUGGAUCUAGGUGAUCUCAAGGCGCAUUCUUUCAGAUGGAAUGUUUAUGAGCAAGAACACGUGGACAAGAGCACGCCGGAUGCGAAGGUGAUCGAGCUAUCAAUGCAAUUCGAUGACUUGUUCAAGAAAGCUUGGGAAGACGAUGUCAUGAAAUUUGUGGGAGAUGGUCAUAUGCCAGAAUCAGAAUCUCCGAUCGCGCCUGUCAAUGAAUCUCUGGAAAUAGACACUGAAGAAGAGUUACAUGCAGUUGAUGAUGUUAUCAUGAAGGAGUCAUCUGUUCUGGAUGAAAUUUUGUCUGUGGAAUCAGUGGAAUCAACACAACCAAGAUUGGAUGUAAAUACAGAAAGUAUUGCACAACUGAAAGAGGGAUGGGCUCUUCGUGGUGGCAAUGAAGAAAUUGCAGAAAGGUUUCACGAACUUGUUCCUGAUAUGGCUCUUGAUUUUCCUUUUGAACUUGAUCCUUUCCAAAAAGAGGCCAUAUUUUAUCUGGAAAAGGGUGAUUCUGUUUUUGUGGCAGCUCAUACGUCAGCCGGAAAGACGGUUGUCGCAGAAUAUGCAUUUGCCCUGGCGACAAAACACUGUACAAGAGCUGUAUAUACUGCUCCUAUUAAGACCAUCAGCAAUCAGAAGUAUAGGGACUUUUGUGGAAAAUUUGAUGUUGGCCUCCUCACUGGUGAUGUUAGCUUGAGGCCUGAGGCCUCUUGUCUAAUAAUGACCACUGAGAUAUUAAGAUCAAUGCUCUACAAGGGGGCUGAUAUCAUACGUGACAUAGAAUGGGUUAUAUUUGAUGAAGUGCAUUAUGUUAAUGAUGCUGAAAGAGGUGUGGUUUGGGAAGAAGUUAUCAUCAUGCUUCCCAGGCAUAUCAACUUUGUGCUACUUUCAGCCACGGUACCAAACACAAUUGAGUUUGCUGAUUGGAUUGGUAGGACAAAGCAGAAGCAAAUUCGUGUUACUGGGACAACAAAAAGACCAGUCCCUCUAGAGCAUUGCCUUUUCUAUUCUGGAGACCUUUAUAAAAUUUGUGAAAAUGAAAAGAUUAUCCCCCACGGGUUAAAAGCUGCCAAAGAUAUGUACAGAAAGAAGAACUCAGCUACAGCAACUGGGACAGGAUCUUACUCUGGGUCUUCAGCAGGCAAUGAAAGGGCCAGGACUAUGAGGCGCGAAAAUUCUUCUCAAGCAAAACAGAAUAAGCAUUCUGGAUCCCAGAAUAUGCAGAACUUCUCUGGGGCUAAUCCGGGGACUCAAACCAAUGGUGGUAACAGUUAUGGCUCGAGGAGAUCAGAAGCUUCUCUAUGGUUAUCGCUUAUCAAUAAGCUUUCAAAGAUAUCCCUCCUACCAGUGGUUAUAUUCUGCUUUUCAAAGAACCGCUGUGAUAGAUCAGCUGACAACUUGACUGGAACUGACCUCACUAGUAGCUCAGAGAAAAGUGAAAUUCGGGUAUUUUGUGAUAAAGCAUUUUCAAGGCUAAAAGGAUCAGACAGAAAUCUGCCGCAGGUUGUUAGAGUUCAAGGACUUCUUCGGAGAGGAAUUGGUGUACACCAUGCAGGACUACUUCCAAUUGUCAAGGAAGUUGUUGAAAUGCUUUUCUGUCGUGGGGUUGUGAAGAUUCUCUUUUCAACAGAGACAUUUGCCAUGGGAGUCAAUGCUCCAGCCAGGACGGUUGUGUUUGAUACUUUAAGGAAAUUUGAUGGCAAGGAAUUUCGACAAUUACUUCCUGGAGAAUAUACUCAAAUGGCCGGUCGUGCCGGCAGGAGAGGACUUGAUAAAAUUGGUACGGUUGUUGUGCUAUGCCGUGAUGAAAUUCCUGAAGAGAAGGAUCUGAAGCAUGUUAUAGUUGGUAGUGCAACUAGGCUUGAAUCUCAGUUUCGACUCACCUAUAUCAUGAUCUUGCAUCUGCUUCGCGUCGAAGAAUUAAAGGUGGAAGACAUGCUGAAAAGAAGUUUUGCUGAAUUUCAUGCUCAGAAGAAACUUCCAGAGCAGCAACAACUUCUAAUGCGAAAGCUUGCUCAACCUACCAAAAUUAUUGAAUGCAUAAAGGGUGAACCGGCGAUAGAGGAAUAUUAUGAGAUGUACUCGGAGGCUGAACGGUAUAGCAACAUGAUUACAGAGGCAGUCAUGCUGUCUCCAGUUUCCCAACAACAUCUUCAACCGGGAAGGGUGGUAGUGGUGAAAUCACAAUUGGAUCAAGACCAUUUACUGGGUGUGGUCGUGAAAGCACCUUCAGCUAAUUCUAAGCAAUACAUAGUCUUAUUGCUGACUCCUAAAUUGCCUUCAAUCUUAAAAGCUCCAUCAGGUAGCGAAGAGAAAAAAGGUACUGAUCUCCAAGUAUUAGUACCAAAGUCAAAACGUGGUUUGGAAGACGAUUAUUAUUCUUCAGUCUCAUCUCGUAAGGGAACUGGAGUUGUUAACGUAAAACUACCUCACUUUGGUUCUGCUGCUGGAGUGAACUAUGAGGUUAGAGGGGUUCAGAAUAAUGAUUUCUUAUCCAUAUGCGUUGCAAAAAUAAAGAUCAACCAAGUUGGACUUCUUGAAGAUGUUAGUGCUGGUGCGUAUUCAAAUACAGUGCAGCAGCUUUUGGCUCUGAGCUCAAAUGGAAACAAGUAUCCUCCAGCUUUGGAUCCGGUGAAAGAUUUGAAGCUGAAAGACAUGAAAGUUGUCGAAGAUUACUAUAAAUGGACUAACUUGUUGCAUAAGAUGGCACAAAAUAAGUGUCAUGGUUGCGUCAAACUGGAAGAGCACAUUAAAUUAGCACAGGAGUUAAAGGGACACCGAGAGGAAGUGAAUGCUCUUAAAUUUCAAAUGUCGGAUGAAGCACUUCAGCAGAUGCCUGACUUUCAGGGUCGGAUUGAUGUUUUGAAGGAAAUUGGAUGUAUAGAUAGUGAUCUCGUAGUACAAAUUAAAGGUCGUGUUGCAUGUGAAAUGAAUUCUGGGGAGGAGUUGAUAUGCACAGAGUGCUUAUUUGAGAAUCAACUGAAUGACCUGGAACCAGAAGAAGCUGUCGCAAUUAUGUCAGCCUUUGUCUUUCAGCAGAAAAAGACUUCUGAACCUUCUCUUACACCAAAGCUUUCUCAAGCUAAGAAGAGAUUAUAUGAUACGGCUAUAAGACUUGGAGAGCUUCAGGCAAAAUUUAACGUGCAGGUUGAUCCUCAGGAAUAUGCACAGGAGAAUCUUAAGUUUGGUCUAGUUGAAGUUGUAUAUGAAUGGGCAAAGGGCACCCCGUUUGCAGAUAUUUGUGAACUUACUGAUGUUCCUGAAGGCAUGAUCGUUAGGACAAUAGUGAGGUUAGAUGAAACAUGCCGUGAAUUUAGAAAUGCAGCUGCAAUUAUGGGCAACUCUGCACUUCACAAGAAAAUGGAAAUGGCUUCGAAUGCAAUAAAGAGGGAUAUAGUCUUUGCCGCGAGCUUGUACAUUACAGGAAUUUAGUCUCUGUCCUCUGAAUUUGAUUCGCGACAAUUCUAACAUAAUCGUUGUACACUAUGGAAGGACCGUUUUAAAUUGAUAUCGGGGUGAAACUUAUUUUACCAUGUAGAAAGAUUUCGAUUUCAGAGAAUAUGAAAUAUGCAUUUAUAGG